Polyodon spathula (Mississippi paddlefish) is the source of this 1404-nucleotide messenger RNA. RefSeq names its product lysine-specific demethylase 2B-like. The transcript has 8 exons. Gene Ontology annotation, biological process: protein demethylation; regulation of transcription by RNA polymerase II. The record is from RefSeq and is a predicted model, not a curated record. Bases 283 to 1404 code for a protein of 373 amino acids. NCBI's taxonomy places the organism in Eukaryota, Metazoa, Chordata, Actinopteri, Acipenseriformes, Polyodontidae. Gene Ontology annotation, molecular function: histone demethylase activity; transcription coregulator activity.
CUCUUCCUCUGCUCAGGCUGGUUGCUAAGCAGCGAUUUGCAGGCUGCUGCAGCCACUUGGUAUGAUCCUCCUUAGCCUAUCAGCUGAAGGCUAUAAUGAGCGUAGCCUGCACACUGUAGCACUUUCAUUGCAAGCCUAAAUGAAGCUCCUCAGAAGAGAAGGAGGCAGGGAGAAAAUAAAAACUAGCCUUUCCUAUCUGAGGAUGAGGAGGAUGAUUGGAAAUGGCCCGUGACCCCUGAGAUGUGAUGAUGAAAGGAGGAAAAGAGAAGCGGGUACUGCUUGAUGAGUGUGAAGGGCUGCUACACUGACUUUCACAUUGAUUUCGGGGGCACAUCUGUGUGGUACCACAUUCACAGGGGAGGGAAGGUGUUCUGGUUAAUUCCUCCAACGCCUCGUAAUUUGGAGCUGUACGAGGAGUGGGUCCUGUCUGGGAAGCAGAGCGAUGUGUUUCUGGGAGACAGAGUCGAUGGGUGCGAGAGGAUUGAACUGAAGCAAGGAUACACGUUCUUCAUCCCGUCAGGGUGGAUCCAUGCAGUCUACACUCCAGAAGACACUUUGGUGUUUGGUGGCAACAUUCUGCAUAGCUUUAACAUUCCCAUGCAGCUGACCAUCUAUGAGAUUGAGAACAGGACAAAGGUUCAUGCCAAAUUCCGCUACCCUUUCUACUAUGAGAUGUGCUGGUAUGUCUUGGAGAGAUACGUGUACUGCUUGACUAAACGCUCUCAUCUCAUCAAGGACUUCCAGAGGGAUUCAAUGCUAAUUGAUGUAGACAGGAAACCGAGCACAGAGAGCUUCUCUUCGGAUUCUCGACUAGACAUGGACGAGGAGUCGGGCGACGCUCCGGUGACAGAGGAGAGGCUGGAGGGGCUGGAGAAGAGCGUCCGGUCCUCGCUGGACGGCUCCUGCUCCCCAGAGACCAAAGACAAGAAAAACAAACCCUCGGGCGCUGGGAGCCGCCACUUGAAACAGACUUUGUCAAACGACUCUGACGACAGCACCAAGUCGACCACGCCGCUGGACUUCCCCAAAACUCCGUCGGGAUCCCCCGUUUCAGAAGCGUCAAGCAAGUGGACCCACCUGACGGAGUUCGAGCUCAAAGGGCUGAAGGCGCUGGUGGAGAAGCUGGAGUCCCUGCCGGAGAACAAGAAGUGCGUCCCUGAGGGGAUAGAGGACCCGCAGGUGCUGCUGGAGGACAUGAAGGUUGUUCUGAAGGAGCACGCAGAUGAUGACCCCAAGCUGGCUAUUACAGGGGUGCCUGUGGUGUGCUGGCCCAAGAAGACAGUAAAGCCAUGCCAGUUUGCUUCAAGCCGGGCCCAUAAUGAAAAAGAAAUGGCAAUGUCACUGAGUGCAGAUGACGAGGACUAUGACUCAGAAACGGAUCAGGUCAGAAUCCAGCAUUUCUAA